Messenger RNA from Caenorhabditis bovis, 483 nucleotides. Lineage: Eukaryota; Metazoa; Nematoda; Chromadorea; Rhabditida; Rhabditidae. The record is from the annotation of a GenBank genome assembly.
AUGUUUCACCACGACGGACCACCAAUGAUGUUGAACAAAGGAUUCUUCCACGAGAGCGGAAAUAUUUUAAAAUUGUUUGAAAUCGUAUUCGGUCUACUUGCUGCAGUGUUCAACUCGCUCUGCUAUCCGAAUGAGGACAUUCAACACUGCAGUGUGACGCUAUUUUCGUCCUUCCAGCUCUUCCAAAUCAUGGUUGUCAAUCUGUUCUGUGCCUUUUUUACCACUCUGAUCACCGUUGCAAUUGCUUUCGGAGUUUAUGACGCUUACUACCGCUACAACUUUCCAAUUUUGGAACGCAUGCUCACAACCCUCUUCGCUCUUCUCUACCUUCUUGCCACAUCAAUUAGUGUUAUUGAAGUCGCCGCAACUCAUGUGAUUCCAGUUUUCCUUUUUCCCUUGGCUUUCACCGUCAUUACUUUCCUUGCCUACGCGUACGACGCCCACCUUCAAUGGAAAAACCGCGACAAACACAUUCGUUAUUAA